AUUGUGGCAGAGGAAUAAAAGAUGUGAUGUGAGGAGGGGGCGCAGACAGAGACAAACACUGUGGAGUCCAGCAGCGUCAGGGUCAAGUUAAAGUGUUUGUACUUAAGAAUGUAAAAGAAAAUUGAAGCUUGUGUGUAGAGAGCGUUUGUUAGUGUGACAGGACAACGGGGUACAGCCAGGAUGUCGUCAAUGAGAGGAGACAGCAGCUGGUCCCAGCCGCGGGACAUGAGCAGCCUCAUCCAGGCGUGCAGUUUCAACAUCCAGAGGAUCAAUCAAAACUCGGGUCAGAUCAAAAGUCUCCUCUCCCAACUGGGGACGAGCAAGGAGACCUCAGAGCUGCAGGAGAGGCUCCAACAGCUCCAGCACUACACCAACCAGUUGGCUAAAGAAACCAACAAACAUCUGAAGGAGCUGGGAGCACUGCCCCCGCCACUGUCUCCAUCCGAGCAGAGGCAGCAGAAGCUGCAGAGGGAACGCCUGAUGAAUGAUUUCUCUGCAGCCCUCAACAACUUCCAGGUCGGGCAGCGGAAGGCGGCUGAGAAAGAGAAGGAGACAGUGGCCAGAGCUCGAGCCGGAUCCAGAGUCAUGGGAGAUGGAGUGAAUGUGAAUGACCAGCUGGUGACAUUUGAAAAGGAUGACGAAUGGGGUCCGGACCAAACUCAGACUGAGGAGCCCGCCAUCACAGAGGAGGACCUGGAGCUCAUCAAGGAGAGGGAGACAAACAUCAAACAGCUCGAGGCCGACAUUAUGGAUGUGAACCAGAUCUUCAAGGACCUGGCAGUCAUGAUCCACGACCAGGGAGAUAUGAUCGACAGCAUCGAGGCCAAUGUGGAGAGUGCUGAGGUUCAUGUCGACAGAGGAGCAGUGCAGCUGCAGAAGGCAGCCUACUACAAGAGGAAAUCUCGUAAGAGGAUGUGCAUGCUGGCCAUGGUGCUGACGCUUGUGCUCACCAUCCUCAUCAUCAUCAUCUGGCAGGCCAUCAAAUGAGAGGAGAGGCACAGCCCGAUGACACUUUCAGACAACUUCCUCUGUGUGUGUGUAUUUAUGUGGGAGGACAACUGAGUGGGAAGAAGAGUUGGUUUGUUAUAUUGUAUGUCUUUUGAGGUUAACAGCAACAUGUUAGGAACUAAACUGCAAAUAUAUUUUGUGAUGCUGUUGAACAUUUUUUAUCGUUUGUUUUUUUAAGUCAAAAACUGACACAUGUUCUUCCUCCUGUUGUUUGGGACGUUACAGCUGUUCUACUGUGUGUGUGUGUGUGUGUGUGUGUGUGUGUGUAAACAAAAUAAAGCUAUGUGUUUUUAUGCAUGCACAAUACAAACCCUGUAUCCCUUCUCAAAAGUAACGUUCUCUUCAGUGUAACUUUUAUCACUACAGUCCCAGCUUGGAUUAUUAUGACCAAUGUUGCACAAUUUUGUACAGAGAAAGUCCAUCUUGUCUUGUUUGAGUGUGGAGUGUAGUAAGUAGUGUCUUACUCAUGAUAAUGUUGAAAGAAAUAAGGUGAAUGUGUGUCUUCAGUAAAAGAGGUUGUUUCGCUGCUCGUGCUCAGCAGAAAGAGAAUUAAAUACAGAUCCACCUGAUGAUGUAC
Molecule: messenger RNA, 1585 nt
Organism: Platichthys flesus (European flounder)
Lineage: Eukaryota; Metazoa; Chordata; Actinopteri; Pleuronectiformes; Pleuronectidae
Product: syntaxin-12-like
Exons: 11
Coding region: 181-987 (268 amino acids)
Biological process (GO): vesicle-mediated transport; vesicle fusion; intracellular protein transport
Cellular component (GO): SNARE complex; synaptic vesicle; synaptic vesicle membrane
Molecular function (GO): SNAP receptor activity; SNARE binding
Source: RefSeq, a predicted model, not a curated record